AUGGCGAACGGUGGACACGGGGUGGUCGUGAACGGGGUUGGUGCACAUGGUGUCGGCACUCUUUCGAGAGAGGAAAGACGAAGACGCAGGAGAGCGACGCAAAAGUAUCGAACUGCGCACGCCACAAGAGAAAGAGUUAGAGUGGAAGCUUUCAACCUAGCAUUCGCGGAGCUUCGAAAGCUGCUGCCAACCUUGCCACCAGACAAGAAGCUCUCGAAAAUCGAGAUCCUUCGGCUGGCCAUCUGCUACAUCGCUUACUUGAACCACGUCCUCGAGGCCUGA
Messenger RNA from Habropoda laboriosa, 282 nucleotides. RefSeq names its product helix-loop-helix protein 1-like. The record is from RefSeq and is a predicted model, not a curated record. The transcript has 2 exons. The coding region runs from base 1 to 282 and encodes 93 amino acids. Gene Ontology annotation, biological process: regulation of transcription by RNA polymerase II. Gene Ontology annotation, molecular function: protein dimerization activity; DNA-binding transcription factor activity, RNA polymerase II-specific; RNA polymerase II cis-regulatory region sequence-specific DNA binding. NCBI's taxonomy places the organism in Eukaryota, Metazoa, Arthropoda, Insecta, Hymenoptera, Apidae.